Messenger RNA from Fusarium proliferatum ET1, 2067 nucleotides. RefSeq lists its product as uncharacterized. Bases 1 to 2067 code for a protein of 688 amino acids. The record is from RefSeq and is a predicted model, not a curated record. NCBI's taxonomy places the organism in Eukaryota, Fungi, Ascomycota, Sordariomycetes, Hypocreales, Nectriaceae. The transcript has 6 exons.
AUGUAUCAAUGGCUUCCAGUAUGUUUUGUCGAGUCUCAGAGAAACCGCACCUCGAUUCCUGCAGCGGAUGCCUCCUUCGACAAUCGAAAUACAGCUUGGAAAAUUCAGGAUUUGGUGUGGAAAUUUGGGGGCUUUGCAGACGGGCUAUUCCUCUCUUUGAGAGAGUCGCCUCUCAUGCAAAAGAACAUCUCACAACUUCUCCAACAGCUUGGGAUAGCAUUGGUAGAGUCUACCGCUGUGGUAUCAGGACAAAGGCUUCCGUUCGAUGAGGAGUCUAUCCCGUCAGAUCUAAGCGAAGAAUCCGAAGAUGACACAAACAACGAGUACUUCCCAUCAACUGAGCUAUCUAUGAGGGUUACAAGUAUUACAGACAUACUCAGUAGCCUAUACAGAUUAUCCCACAAAAUUCGAAACUCUGGUCUGCGCCCUAGUACUACUAGGGCUAACUUGAUCCAAGCGGUGGAUAAUAACACGGGCAUUGAUCUAUUUGAUACGAUUUAUGAAUUUGACUCAAGGCACCUGAUUGAACUUUUCACAGCCAUGCGUCAGGGAAAGCCUGAGGACGAUGGAUCUUCUGAUGCUCUUCUUGAAAGACUCACAACAUCUAAUGUCUUACGUCGGAAGCAAUUUAGAUACUGGGAAAGGCAUGCUAGAAAGCUUGGUGUUCAGAUUCUACCUGUGCAUCAGACACCUAUCAGAGAAAGGCCCUCAGUGUCAGAGCUUGCAGAGGACGUGGGACUUCUACAGAUACAACGGCUUGAACUCCCUCCCCCGGUUGAGGAACAAAGUCACCUCUCUGAGACUAAUGCGACACCGCAUGAUCCCGCCCUAGAUGAUAGAACAGAGAGGGAAACUAUACUGUCGAUGGCCUCGACUGCCCUCGAUGCCGAUGGAAAAGGAAUUGAGGUCCCCAAACCUCCUGAGGAGGCACUGAAUGGAGACUCCUUUACCUGCCCUUACUGUUGGGUGGUUUGCCCCCCGAAAGAAGGGAAAGGGAAGAGCUGGAAGUCGCAUGUUCUUCAUGACUUGAAGCCUUACGUAUGCACGUAUGAAACAUGCAACUCGGCCAACGAUCUUUAUCAAUCAAGAAAAGCGUGGGUGGAUCAUGAAGAAACUGUACAUCGACCUAGUUGGCGAUGCCGCGAUCACCCAGAUGCCUGGUAUGCUUCAUCUUCCAGUUUUCAGAGUCAUCUGUUACUAGAUCAUGAUAGAAGCCUCUCUGGCGAGCAACUCGAGGACUUGACCAACGUCUCUAAAUUGGGUCGCGUCGAUGACCGCAAUGUUUGCCCCAUAUGCUUCGAAGAACAACCGUUCCUCAAGGGACUGACCAAUCAUGUAGCAAACCAUCUUGAGCGAAUUGCACUAUUUCUCUGCCAAGGACCAUCCCCAGUGAUGAGAAAAAACAUGGAUGAAAGCCAGUUCUCCAGGCCUGUCGGAGAGGCAUCAAAUGCGAGGCAUAAUCAGCAUAUGACCGAGUCGAUUGAGCAAGCACUGGACGUGACCCAUGAGGCGACAGAGGCUCCGGAAUACAAUGAGAUGCUGGAUCCUCGCUACCAAGUUGCUAAAUCGCACAUGUUCCAGCCUGGUGAGGUUUUUAAGACUGUCUGGCCUGAACCUGCCCCUGGAAUUCCGCAUAUCGGCGAGGAAACACUAUAUCGUGAUCAUUAUGGUGAAUUUGUAUUUGUCAGCUUUCGUCGCUUCAUUGUUGUGGCCAACGACAGAGGUCAUUGCACAUGCGUGCCAAUCACAACAUAUGGUGGAAAAGGAUUGAAAAAGAAAGGAGUUGAUCCUCAAAGUCAUGGCAUCGUUUGUGAGUCCGAUAAGCGCUACCCUCAGAUUCUACAAGGGGAACCUGAACCGGGAUUUCCUCCUAUUCGUGUUUAUAUACAAGAUCCCGGUGAGAGGAUAGACGGGACGACUCGAGUAUGCUAUGCAAAGCUUAUGACCGUUGAGCAUACCCUCCAAGUCCUUUUUAUAGGGCGCGUUGUGUCCUCGGAUUUUGACACAGUCUCUGAAGCAGUGAAUAUGUGCUGGGCGAAGAAAGACCAUAGAAUGAGGAGAAGAUGA